AUUUUCCAAAAUAGAGAGAGUAGAGCCCAAAUAUACCCAAAAACCCAUUGCCACACUCCAAUUCCUUCAACAAAAAAUGAAAAACCGCGGGAAAAAGAAACUAGGGCACGCAUAGUUCGUUCAUUCCCCACUCUCUCUUUCCUGAAAAUUUGCUGGAAUCGAAAUCAUGGAAGCGAACGAUGUUGACGAAGAGGAGUUUGGAUUCUCAAGAAACUAUUUUCUUGCAAAGGAGUCUGGAAAGAAAUCAAAUCGUAAGCUAUCCGAAAUCGAUCUUGUUGACGAACAGGAGCUAAGAGCAGCGGCAUCUAAUAUUGAGCCUAAACACGAGAAGGAAAUUGCAGUGUUGAUAAACAGUUAUAGAAGUUUGUAUCCUAAGUGGGCUUUUGAGUUAAGGUGUGGUUUUGGCCUUCUGAUGUAUGGAUUUGGGUCUAAGAAGGCACUGAUUGAAGAUUUUGCUUCAACAACGUUAACUGAGUGUGCUGUAGUUGUAAUCAAUGGCUAUCUUCAAUCAAUCAAUCUUAAACAGGUUUUGAUAGCUUUAGCCGAAGUUUUAUGGGAUCAAUUGAAAACCCAGCGAAGAACUCCUUUGGCUAAAGAUCAACAGCCAUUUAAUGCCCGAUCAGUGGAUGAUCUUCUUGCUUUUCUGGAUGGACCACACAUGGAGGGAGAUGGAUGUUUUGUUUGUAUAGUCAUUCAUAAUAUUGAUGGUCCUGGAUUGCGAGACUCUGAGACUCAACAAUAUCUUGCAAAAAUAGCUGCUUGUUCUCAUGUUCGCAUUGUUGCUUCUAUCGACCAUGUGAAUGCACCUCUUUUGUGGGAUAAGAAGAUGGUUCACACACAGUUUAACUGGUGUUGGUACCAUGUCGCUACCUUUGCACCAUACAAGGUUGAAGGAAUUUUCUUCCCUUUGAUUCUUGCACAUGGUGGCACUGCCCAAACUGUGAAAACAGCUUCAAUAGUUUUACAGAGUUUGACACCUAAUGCCCAGAGUGUGUUUAAAGUCCUAGCAGACCAUCAACUUGCUCAUCCUGAUGAAGAAGGGAUGCCAGUCAAUGAAUUGUACACAAUCUGUCGAGAGCGCUUCCUCGUGAGUAGCCAGGUGACAUUAAAUUCCCAUUUGACAGAAUUCAAAGAUCAUGAGUUGGUCAAGACCAGAAGGCAUUCUGAUGGCCAAGACUGCUUGUACAUUCCUUUGACAACUGAAGCACUUGAAAAAGUGGUAUCAGAGAUGAGUCAGUAAGAUUCAUUAUGCCGUGGCCAGUGGUAAAUAUUUUUUAAUCUAUAAAUGGACUUCAUCUGCAGCACCGGUGCUAGGUCGGCUAGCAGAAAUUCCCCUUCGAUUCAAAUUGGCUGUGAUGCCAAAAUUGGUAAUUCUGCAUUCUAUUUUCUAUAAUGAUGCGAGCUACAUUGUGCUUAGGGUGCAUUUUCCUCAUCUUGGACUGGUUACAGCUCAGACAUUCAUCGUUCAGAUGCUACCGCUGCCAAAUCCUUCUGUGAAGAACGAGUUUGUUGAUCUCUGGUACCUUUCCAAUGCUAUCAUCGUCGCAUACUUGCAACUUUAGGCUGGUUCUAUCUUUGUGGAAAAACAAAUCUGCCCCUGCAAUCUACUGUUUAGUAUGUAAACACAUUUUAACUCUGGUGUAGCAAUAUGAUGAGUAAUGGUUGUGGCUAUUUCCAUUGAGCAAACGAGAAGCAUGUUCUUGCAAAUUUAAGGCUCUGUUUGUAAGUAAAA
Molecule: messenger RNA, 1732 nt
Organism: Cornus florida
Lineage: Eukaryota; Viridiplantae; Streptophyta; Magnoliopsida; Cornales; Cornaceae
Product: origin of replication complex subunit 2
Exons: 6
Coding region: 167-1240 (357 amino acids)
Biological process (GO): DNA replication
Cellular component (GO): nuclear origin of replication recognition complex; nucleus
Molecular function (GO): DNA replication origin binding
Source: RefSeq, a predicted model, not a curated record